UGAACUUUUUACGUUAUGUUUGCUUAAUAAUUAAGCUACUUCAUUGGUGCUGAUCUACUACAGAUCGAAUUUAGCAGCCUUUGUCAAAAUAUUCAGCGUAAUAACUAAGCCACUCCUUACUAACACACCCACUUGAAAAACGAAACUAACCCCUCAAUUGUUAUAAAGGAUGUGUCUCAAAGUAUAUUUUGGCACAUGAGUUUAUCCUACGAAGUUUAUCAUCUAUUUCUUUGAAUUGAAAGAACUCUUGCUUCUUUCAUUCUUCUUUAUCCCUUCCAUGUCUUGCAUAAGCCUAAGGCUUCCACCUGCUAGAAAGGUAUGGAAGAGCUUCACUUCUAAACUUGGUAGUAAACUUCAUAACAUUCGUAAAUCCAAAGCCAUGAAAAAACAAAGAAAACAUCUGAACACUAAAGCUAUAAAACCAUCAACCAGUAUCACUACUAAGGCACCUAAAUUCCUUGCUAGUAAGCGUUUUCGGCGCAAAAAGUUGGCCACUGUUAGAAGUGUAUUCUGCAGCUUCAACAAAAAGCCAGCACCUGUUUAUAUUGAUAAGCUCUUCAGAGAGCCUCCAUGUGACUUAGUGGGUUAUUUGAAGCCACGGACACCAAUUCAAAGACCACAAAUCGAAAUAACUGCGAAGAUUGGUGAUUAUCAACUAGAGAAAAAAGACGUGCCAGAAGGAGCAAGCAAUCGAUCAUGUGACAGAACUAAUACAUCAGAUGAUAUGUGGGAGUCGGUAGCAUUAGCUUCACCUCAAAUGCAAGGAAUUGAUGAACGAGCAGAGGAGUUCAUUAACAGGUUCAGAAAACAGAUGGCGGCACAGGAAAGAUUAGCAAGAAAUUUGUAGAACAUGUUCUUGUUUUUGUGUAAUAAGGUUGAUUGUUUGGUGCGUAGGAAGAAAAAGCAAGAAACAAAAUCCUUCUUGCUGGUUUAAUUAUAAAGAAAACUGGUCUUGUAUUAAUUAUAAAUCUUGUAGAUUAUUAAUGACCAGUUUGAAUUGCUA
Medicago truncatula (barrel medic) is the source of this 1003-nucleotide messenger RNA. RefSeq lists its product as uncharacterized. NCBI's taxonomy places the organism in Eukaryota, Viridiplantae, Streptophyta, Magnoliopsida, Fabales, Fabaceae. The record is from RefSeq and is a predicted model, not a curated record. The transcript has a single exon. Bases 278 to 847 code for a protein of 189 amino acids.